GCGCAACGUAGGUGGUGCGAGAGGCCGCCGGGGGAUGGUAGGGCGACAGCGCUGCCGCCAUUUUGCGGGGUGUUUGUCGCAGCAGCUGGAGCGGGAAGACGGCGUUUUGGCGACAUUUCUCGACCGCAGGGCCUUUUGCUUUUGCGAAGAUGCGGCAUUCCAAACGAACUCACUGCCCUGAUUGGGAUGGCAGAGAAAGCUGGGGACAUGAAAGCUACAGUGGAAGUCACAAACGGAAGAGGAGGUCUCACAGCAGCACACAAGAGAACAGGCAUUGUAAACCACAUCACCAGUUUAAAGAAUCUGAUUGUCAUUAUUUAGAAGCAAGGUCCUUGAAUGAGAGAGAUUAUCGGGACCGGAGGUACAUAGAUGAAUACAGAAAUGACUACUGUGAAGGAUAUGUUCCUAGACAUUAUCACAGAGACAUUGAAAGCGGUUAUCGCAUCCACUGCAGCAAAUCUUCAGUCCGAAGCAGGAGAAGCAGUCCUAAAAGGAAGCAUAAUAGACACUGUUCAAGUCAUCAGUCACGUUCGAAGAGCCACCGAAGGAAAAGAUCCAGGAGUAUAGAGGAUGAUGAGGAGGGUCACCUGAUCUGUCAAAGUGGAGACGUUCUAAGAGCAAGAUAUGAAAUCGUGGACACUUUGGGUGAAGGGGCCUUUGGCAAAGUUGUAGAGUGCAUUGAUCAUGGCAUGGAUGGCAUACAUGUAGCAGUGAAAAUUGUAAAAAAUGUAGGUCGUUACCGUGAAGCAGCUCGUUCAGAAAUCCAAGUACUGGAGCAUUUAAAUAGUACUGAUCCCAAUAGUGUCUUCCGAUGUGUCCAGAUGCUAGAAUGGUUUGAUCAUCAUGGUCAUGUUUGUAUUGUGUUUGAACUGCUUGGCCUCAGUACCUAUGAUUUCAUUAAAGAAAAUAGCUUUCUGCCAUUUCAAAUUGACCACAUCAGGCAGAUGGCCUAUCAGAUCUGCCAGUCAAUCAAUUUUUUGCAUCAUAAUAAAUUAACUCAUACAGAUCUGAAGCCUGAAAAUAUCUUAUUUGUGAAGUCUGACUAUGUAGUCAAAUAUAAUUCUAAAAUGAAACGCGAUGAACGCACACUGAAAAACACAGAUAUCAAAGUUGUUGACUUUGGUAGUGCAACAUAUGAUGAUGAGCAUCACAGUACUUUGGUAUCCACACGGCACUACAGAGCUCCAGAGGUCAUUUUGGCUUUAGGUUGGUCUCAGCCUUGCGAUGUUUGGAGCAUAGGUUGCAUUCUUAUUGAAUAUUACCUUGGGUUCACAGUCUUUCAGACUCAUGAUAGUAAAGAGCACCUGGCAAUGAUGGAACGAAUAUUAGGACCCAUACCAACACACAUGAUUCAGAAAACAAGAAAACGCAAGUAUUUUCACCAUAACCAGCUAGAUUGGGAUGAACACAGUUCUGCUGGUAGAUAUGUUAGGAGACGCUGCAAACCAUUAAAGGAAUUUAUGCUUUGUCAUGAUGAAGAACAUGAGAAACUGUUUGACCUGGUUCGAAGAAUGUUAGAAUAUGAUCCAGCUAAAAGAAUUACUUUGGAUGAAGCAUUGCAGCAUCCUUUCUUUGACUUAUUAAAAAAGAAAUGAAAUGAAAAUCAGUGGUCUUACUAUAUGCUUCUCUAGAAGAAAUUACUUAAGACUGUGUCAGUCAGCUAAACAUUCUAAUAUUUUUGUAAACAUUAAAUUAUUUUGUACAGUUAAGUGUAAAUACUGUAUGUUUUGUAUCAAUAACAUAAUUAUCUUGUUAAGAAAGUAUGGUCUUGAUAAUGAAAUAUGAAAGUUAAAACUAAUUUUCCUUUCUGAGAUUAAUUACCAUUUUUAAAGACCUUUGGUAUAUCCUUUGUGUCUAGUGAUAAAUGUGAUUGAUCUUGUCUUUUGUAAAUGGACCUCAACUCUGAAGUGAUUUUUUUUUUUUUGAGUAAAGGGAAAUGUUAACUACUUUAUAUUCUUAAAUGAAUGUUCUUUAUAUACCUCAGAACUUUUGUUAACUGAGUUUUUUCUGUAAUUGAUGAAUGGGUAAUAAGUAUUAGUAACUCUAGAGAGGCAGAUAUUGGAAACCAAAGCCCGUAGAAAAUGUUUAGUCUUAAUGAGUUGUAAGUACUGGGUUCUGUUUCAAGUGGAUGAUGUCAGUGGGCACACAUAAACACAUUCAUGGAAAGGAAUCCAGGUGGUUGUACAUUAUGACAGGCUAUUAAUAAAAACCACAACAAACACACUUCACACAAGUCUGACUGGAAAAUCACUUUGGAAAUCAUUUUCCAAGGGUUGUUUAGUGAGUGACAGACAUAAAAAUAGAAAUUUUGAUGACUGAUAUUUUAGUUUUUAAUGCCAAGUCUUGAGGAGUUUUAAAAUUGUCCAGUGUCCAUUCUCUUAUCAAAUAGAAAUACUUAACCUCAGCCUAUGAGAAUUAAGACUAUUAGAGAAAAUUAUAUUUGUGUGAAGUCUUACUGGAGAAAAAAAAGGAUUUGAUUAG
Molecule: messenger RNA, 2481 nt
Organism: Lepus europaeus (European hare)
Lineage: Eukaryota; Metazoa; Chordata; Mammalia; Lagomorpha; Leporidae
Gene: CLK4
Product: CDC like kinase 4
Exons: 13
Coding region: 150-1595 (481 amino acids)
Biological process (GO): regulation of RNA splicing; protein phosphorylation
Cellular component (GO): nucleus
Molecular function (GO): ATP binding; protein tyrosine kinase activity
Source: RefSeq, a predicted model, not a curated record